Messenger RNA from Bombus pyrosoma, 1381 nucleotides. RefSeq names its product retinol dehydrogenase 12-like. Bases 13 to 1002 code for a protein of 329 amino acids. The transcript is spliced from 7 exons. The record is from RefSeq and is a predicted model, not a curated record. NCBI's taxonomy places the organism in Eukaryota, Metazoa, Arthropoda, Insecta, Hymenoptera, Apidae.
AUUGUUUUAAAUAUGAGGUUUUUUAGUAACUAUUGUAACAGCAAUGUCCGUUUGAUUGGAAAAACUGUAAUUAUAACAGGUGCAAAUUGUGGAAUUGGGAAAGAAACAGCUAGGGACAUAUAUAGAAGAGGUGCUCGAGUGAUUUUAGCAUGUCGUGACAUUAAUAAAGCAACAGAAGCAGUGAAUGACAUAAAAGAAACUACAUCAAGUGCCAGUGAAAAAAACCCUGAAGAUAAACCAGGACAAUUAGUAAUUUGUCAGUUGGAUCUCAGUAGUUUAACAAGCGUUAAGAACUGUGCACAGCACCUUUUAAAAACUGAACCGGCCAUCCACAUAUUAAUUAAUAAUGCAGGAGUAUUCUUGCAUCCAUUUGAAAAAACUGAAAAUGGUUUCGAGACUCAUAUUCAAGUGAAUCAUUUGGCACAUUUUCUUUUAACACUUCUACUGUUACCAAGAAUAGUAGAAUCUGGACCAGGUUGUAGAAUAAUUAAUGUUUCAUCAGCUGCACAUUUGGGUGGUAAUAUACAUUUUGAGGAUUUAAAUUUGGAACAUUCUUACUCACCUGUUAAAGCUUAUUGUCAAAGUAAGCUGGCCAAUAUUUUAUUUACUAAAGAAUUGAACAAAAAGUUAAUCGCAGCUGAAAUUCAAGGCAUACACGUAUAUUCUUUACAUCCUGGAGUAGUGAAAACAGAAUUGUGUCGAUAUAUGGAUGCAUCGUUUUUUCGAGGUAUGACAUCAAUUGUAAGGUUGAUCCAGCCUUUCAUGAAAACUGCCGAACAGGGUGCUCAAACGACUUUAUAUUGUGCUGUAGACGAAAAUGCAGGAAAAGAAAGUGGUCUAUACUAUGACAACUGCAGAACAGCAAGUCCCUCGUCAAAGGCUUGUAACGCUGAAUUAGCAACCCGAUUGUGGAAACGUAGUUGUGAAUUGCUCGGUUUGCCAUCGGAAGUAGGGUUUCAAGAACUACUAAAAACAAUCAGUGAUGAAGAAGUUGAACAAUAAAAAUAUGUUUAUAUAGAGAGAAUUUAUACAAAAAACGAAGAUAUUUAGAGACCAGAUUCUGAAGAUCAAGUCGGAAUGUCAAUAGUAUCAUAUGAUUGGAAUGCUUUCGAUUACAACAUUCACAUCGUGAGGUCGCUCAAUUCAUGAUUGAAAUGUGUUUCAUGUAGUGUAAAAGACAAGAAAUAAGGAACGAAGUACGUCUAUAACUAUGUCUCAAGUUACAAUUGAAAUUACAAUUUACUCUUUCUUUUGUGUAUUUUAAUUGUACGUCUAUCGUUAGUUACGGGUAUACAUUAACUGUUACGAAUGGUGUAAGAUGUUACAUUUCAUAUUUCUGAAAAUAACAAUUAUUUUGACAAUAAAAUAAUUUCGUUUUAAU